Molecule: messenger RNA, 2200 nt
Organism: Delphinapterus leucas (beluga whale)
Lineage: Eukaryota; Metazoa; Chordata; Mammalia; Artiodactyla; Monodontidae
Source: RefSeq, a predicted model, not a curated record
GUCAACCUCGUGCUGAAUCUUGAACCUGUGAAAUACCUUCUUAAUUACAUCUGAGAAAAGGAUCCUGAUUGAAUCAGUGCUUUACACUAUAACUCAAUGCUCUCCAUGAAGCUGAGAUAUGCCCACUGUUGAGAGUGAAGCAAACGUGAAGACCAAAGUUCGCUUUGAGGAAUUGCUUAAGGGCCAUGAUGAUCUAAUACGUGAAAGAAAAAAACUGAAGAAAAAAAUUGGCAAAUCUGGAGAAAAAUUCUCAUUAUUGGAGUGUCGUCACAAGUUUUAUCGAUUGCCACUACAUUUGUGGUUCCGAGAAAAUAAAUUUGCAUUUCUUGAUGCAGUUAGAAGCAAUCUUCAGGAAAUCAGAGAAACUAAAAGUGAUGAUAUAAGUGCUGCUAACACUAAGAACCCAGGGAAGAACAUGCAAGUCACUAAAAACAAACCAAGAGAUCCGCAGCCAGCAACUGAAGAUCCAGAUAAUGAUGUUACUGUGGAGGAUGACAAGCAAGAAAAGGCAAAUAAAAAGGUUAUAAAAACAGCACCCCAGGUGACAACACAAGAAGUGGAGCAGGAAGCUCCUGAGAAGAAGGCGGAUGCAACACCCCAGAAAGCAUGGACCAAGCCACUGCCAGGUGUCACUCGUGAGAAAAGUGAGAAGGCCAAGGAAGGAGAAAAUAGUUUAGAUGAGGAAGAACUGAUGCAGGUAUACCAGCUCCAAGUAGCUAAAGAAAUGGCAAAGGAGAUUAAGAAGAAAAUCCCAAAGAAACUCAAGGAGCAGUUGGCUUACUUUCCCUCAGAGACUUCCUUUCCUUCAGAUACUUCAUUGUGUGAUGACAAAUUGAACGGUAAAAAGAAAAAAAAGAAAGUUCCAAUCCUGUCUAAAUCUGAAACAAGUACAUUGAUCAUCUCUGAUGACCCUGUUGAAGGUGAGCAAAAGAAGGAAUCUCCAGUUGGAGCAGUUACUUCAGAUUCUCAUCAAGAUGAUGAAAUAAGCUCAAAGGAACAAAAUGUAGUAGCCAAUGUGCAAGACGAUGCAAAAUCCAAACUGAAAAAAGAGAAGAAGAAGGCUAAAACAGUUUCAGACGUUAAUGAAGGCACUGAUGGUGAUGGUGUUCAUGAAAUAACAAGCCGAGAUAGUCCAGUUUAUCCCAAAUGUUUGCUUGAUGAUGACCUUGUCCUGGGAGUUUACAUUCACUGAACUGAUUGACUUAAGUCAGACUUUAUGAUUUCUCACUCGAUGGUGAAAAUUUUUGUGGUUGAUGAGAAUACUGGUCAAUAUGUCAAGAAAGAUGACAGUGAACGGCCUGUUUCAUCUUACUAUGAAAAAGAGAAUGUGGAUUAUAUUCUUCCUAUCAUGACCCAGCCAUAUGACUUUAAACAGUUAAAAUCAAGACUUCCGGAGUGGGAAGAACAAAUUAUAUUUAAUGAAAACUUUCCCUAUUUGCUUCGAGAUUUUGAUGAGAGUCCUAAAGUCAUCCUGUUCUUUGAGAUUCUUGAUUUCUUAAACAUGGAAGAAAUUAAGAACAACUCUGAAAUUCGAAACCAAGAAUGUGGCUUCUGGAAAAUCGCCUGGGCAUUUCUCAAGCUUCUAGGAGCCAAUGGAAAUGUAAACAUCAAUUCGAAACUUUGCUUGCAGCUGUAUUACCCACCCACAAAGCCUCCAUCCCAAUCAAAUGUCAUUGAGGUUUUUGAGUGGUGGUUAAAAUGUCCAAGAAAUCGUUAUCUAUCAAUGUUGUAUGUAACUGUAAGAGUAUUAAAAGUUCCAGAAUGUAUAAAGCCAUCUUACCAUUCUAUGAUGGCUCUUCAGGAAGAAAAGGGUAAACCAUUGUAUUGUGAACAACACCAUGAGGCACGUUCAGUAGACACAGAACCUGGAUUAGAAGAUUCAAAGGAAGCGGUGAAGUGGAAACGACUGCCUGGGCAGGCCUGCCGUAUCCCAAACAAGCACCUCUUCUCACUAAAUGCAGGAGAGCAAGGAUGUUUUCUUGCUUUCUCCCACAAUGGAAGAAUAUUAGCAGCAGCCUGUUCCAGCCGGGAUGUGUAUCCAAUUAUUUUAUAUGAAAUUCCUUCUGGACGUUUCAUGAGAGAAUUGUGUGGCCACCUCAAUAUCAUUUAUGAUCUUUGCUGGUCAAAAGAUGAUCGCUAUAUCCUUACUGCAUCAUCUGAUGGCACUGCCAGGAUAUGGAAAAAUGAAAUCUUAAUACUU